AUGAAAAUUCAUAUGAGACUCAAGUACAGACAUACGACCAGACAUAAAUAUAGAGGUGAAGCACAAUAUAUAUUCAUAUGCGCGGGAAAUGAUAACCACGAAUGUAUAUGGUUUGCCCCAGAAUGUUUGAGAGGAGACAAAGUGUCCCAAUCGUCAGAUGUGUACAGCUUUGCCAUGAUAAUGUUCGAGAUUCUGACAAGAAUGUCGCCAUUUGAAGAGGAAGCGGAGAAUGCAUCAAUCCACGAUGUUAUUCGAAAAAUAAAGACAAAGGGCGACAAACCUUUUAGACCAUCUCUCCCAGCAAUGUCAGAUGACGUGCCUAAGAUGAUUGAUUUGAUGCAAGCCUGCUGGGAUGAAAGUUUAUUCAAGCGACCAACGUUUCGUUCAAUCAAAAAACAGCUGAAAGAAAUUACCGGAAUAUCAGCUAGUCACAACAUCCUAGAUGCAUUAUUAAGACGUAUGGAACAAUACGCUAACAAUCUUGAAGAAUUAGUAGGACAGAGGACUGAAGCUUUUCUUGAAGAAAAGAAGAAAUCUGAUCAAUUGCUUGAACAAUUGUUACCAAAAACAGUAGCUGACAAGUUGAAGAACAACCAGAUAGUAGAUCCUGAGGCUUAUGAUAGAGUGACUAUAUACUUCAGUGAUAUUGUAGGGUUCACCUCUCUAUCUGCAGAGAGUUCACCAAUGGAGGUUGUGGAUCUGUUGAAUGAUUUGUACUGCGUUUUUGACGCUAUUAUAGAACGGUAUGACGUUUAUAAGGUUGAAACUAUUGGCGAUGCCUACAUGGUAGUAUCUGGUCUUCCUACACGGAAUGGCGACGAUCAUGUUCGUCAGAUAGCCAUGAUGUCACUAGAAAUAGUUCAGAAUGUUGGAAUAUUUAAAAUUAGACAUCUCCCUGAAAAACACCUGCAAGCUAGGAUAGGAAUUCAUACAGGACCAGUAUGUGCCGGGGUUGUUGGAACCAAAAUGCCGAGAUUCUGUUUAUUUGGAGAUACUGUGAAUACUGCUUCAAGAAUGGAAUCACAUGGAGAAGCCAUGAAGAUACAUGUCAGUCCUGAAACAAAGAGUCUGUUAGACAAACAUGGCGGUUUUGUGUUAGAGCCUAGGGGAAAUAUCGAAAUAAAGGGUAAAGGGUUGAUGACAACACAUUGGCUUAUCAGGGAGAUUAGAGAAAGUCAGGUCAUCCCAAAUCAUGAUCUAACAAAAUACGAUCCAAAGAUCGUUAUCACUGAUGAUGAAAGUGUGGAAAUGCAGCCUCAAUUUCUCAACAUUGCAACGACUUCAAAACCAUUAGAAGAAGAUCAAAGAUCUAUAUUCAACGGAAUCAUAUAAGCAAACGGCAGCUCUUACUGGAACAUUUAUGCUUAAAUAUGUUUUGAUUAACUAUAAAGAAACCAUUUUUUGUUAUCAUAGAAACUCAAAUAGUGUUUAAGCA
This is a messenger RNA of Mytilus californianus (California mussel), 1435 nucleotides long. RefSeq names its product atrial natriuretic peptide receptor 1-like. Lineage: Eukaryota; Metazoa; Mollusca; Bivalvia; Mytilida; Mytilidae. Gene Ontology annotation, biological process: protein phosphorylation; cGMP biosynthetic process; intracellular signal transduction. Gene Ontology annotation, molecular function: protein kinase activity; guanylate cyclase activity; ATP binding. The coding region runs from base 1 to 1332 and encodes 443 amino acids. The transcript has 10 exons. The record is from RefSeq and is a predicted model, not a curated record.